AUUUCAGCACUUUUUACGCAAAUUAUUAACCCCUUGGCCGUUAUUGUCCCCGUGCUACUGGCUGUAGCUUUCUUAACCCUCCUUGAACGAAAAGUACUCGGCUACAUACAACUACGGAAGGGUCCCAACAUUGUUGGGCCCUACGGACUUCUUCAACCAAUCGCAGACGGAGUGAAACUAUUCAUUAAAGAACCCAUUCGACCUUCUACCUCCUCCCCCCUUCUAUUUUUGCUUGCCCCCAUGUUGGCGCUUACCUUGGCCCUUACAUUAUGAGCCCCCAUGCCUCUUCCCUAUCCUGUCAUUGACCUGAACCUUGGGGUGCUUUUCGUCUUUGCCCUCUCCAGCUUAGCAGUUUAUUCCAUCCUUGGGUCAGGAUGAGCAUCCAAUUCAAAAUACGCCCUCGUUGGUGCACUACGAGCAGUAGCCCAGACCAUCUCUUAUGAAGUGAGCCUCGGCCUAAUUCUCCUCAGCGUAAUCAUCUUUGCGGGAGGCUUUACCCUUCAAACCUUUAGUGUAGCACAGGAGAGCACUUGACUAAUUUUGCCUGCCUGACCCUUGGCCGCAAUGUGAUAUAUUUCUACUUUAGCCGAAACCAACCGCGCCCCCUUCGAUCUAACCGAGGGAGAAUCUGAGCUUGUCUCUGGGUUUAACGUGGAGUACGCCGGAGGCCCUUUCGCCCUAUUUUUUCUGGCAGAAUAUGCAAACAUCCUACUUAUAAAUACGCUAUCCGCAAUCCUCUUUAUGGGGGCCUCACAUUUCCCCUCCCUCCCCGGACUAACCACCACAAACCUUAUAUUAAAAGCAGCCCUCCUCUCGGUUGUGUUUCUCUGGGUUCGAGCCUCCUACCCUCGAUUCCGGUACGACCAAUUAAUGCACUUAAUUUGAAAGAAUUUUCUUCCACUAACUUUGGCCUUAGUAAUUUGACAUUUGGCGAUCCCCAUCGCAUUUACUGGGCUCCCCCCUCAACUAUAG
Eleginops maclovinus (Patagonian blennie) is the source of this 972-nucleotide messenger RNA. Lineage: Eukaryota; Metazoa; Chordata; Actinopteri; Perciformes; Eleginopidae. The record is from the annotation of a RefSeq genome assembly.